CGGAUCUGGGCCACGAGAGGCGGUCUAUUUAUCCGGAGGCUUCGCACCUUUAGGGAGGCUCUGGCAAAAUCAGUAGCGGCCAUCCGGGUUGGGACUUCUGCCUAUCAGCAGAUGGAGAUGCUCUAGCCUAGGACGAUGAUUAAGGACAUCCAGGAGACGGUUCCCCUCAUGGGCACCAAGAAGCCCGAUCCACCAGGCACGCCUCCUCCUCCUCCUCCUCCUCCUCCAGGCACUCAGAAAAGGUCAGCCGAAAGCACUCCCACCAAGAAAAGAGGCGGUGUGUUUUUCAGUAGGAUCAGAUCCACGCUUUCCGAAGUGACGCGGCCUGCGGUGAGGAACCCAGCUACGCCUACGCAGGGGCAAACCGACCCUGGAAAGUGGGCGAACCAAGUAGCGGUCUCUUGUUCACACUUUUUUCUCGAGAUUGAAACCUUUGACAGCAACGUCGAGCCCAGCCGGACGUCGCCGCCCGUCUUCUCGAAGCCGAUGGACUCCAAUAUCCGGCCUUGUGCUUCGGCAAACUGCGAAGACAUGGAUUCUCCCCAGUCUCUCCAGGAUGACACCCCAAAUGCGGAGAGCUAUUGCACAAACUGCUCUCACAGCGUUCGGCAAAACCACCACCGGAAGAGGCUGAAGAAGUACCUCUUCCGGGCCGUGUCCGAGGGCAACCGGGAGGAACUCCAGGGUCUCCUCGAAGAGCUGAAGGAGCGCUCCCACGCCUGCCGGACCCUGCCCGUUCAAGACUAUCUGAUGAAAAAAAUGACCUCCUCAGACACCGGAAAGACGUGCCUCAUGAAAGCGUUGCUGAACAUCAACCAGAACACAAAGGAAGUCGUGAUUAUGCUGCUUUCGUUUGCCGAGGAGAAUCAGAUCUUGGAAAGACUCAUCAAUGCAGCCUAUACGGAAGAGGCUUACAGAGGACAGACCGCUUUAAACAUCGCCAUCGAGAGGCGGCAGUUCGACAUCACACAGACCCUGAUUCAGAACGGGGCCGACGUCAACGCCCGUGCGCGGGGCGGCUUCUUCAACCCGAAGAACAAGCACGAAGGUUUUUAUUUUGGGGAGACUCCCCUGGCACUAGCCGCCUGCACCAACCAGCCGGACAUUGUCGAGCUCCUGAUGGAGAAUGGCAGGACAGACAUCAUGUCCCAGGAUUCCAGAGGGAACAACAUCUUGCACGCGCUGGUGACGGUUGCCGAGGACUUCAAGACGCAAAACGAUUUUGUGCGGACGAUGUAUGACGCCAUCCUCAUGAAAAGCAGAAGCCGGGAUUUGGAAAUGAUGAAAAACAAGGAGGGCUUGACUCCUCUGCAGCUUGCUGCAAAAACGGGGAAGUUAGAGAUUCUGAAGUACAUCCUCAGCAGAGAAAUCAAGGAGAAGACGAUCCGGAGCCUUUCCAGGAAAUUCACCGACUGGGCGUACGGCCCGGUCCAGUCAAACCUCUACGACCUGACAGAACUGGACACCACCUCGGAGAAUUCUGUCCUGGACAUCAUUGUAUACAACACAAAUAUUGGGAAUCGCCAUGAGAUGUUAGCUCUGGAGCCCCUGAAUUCUCUCCUGCGCAUGAAGUGGAAAAGAUUCGCCCGAUACAUGUUCUUCCUGUCCUGCUGUUUGUACUUCAUGUACAACGUUGUAUUGACGUUGAUCUCCUACUACCGGCCUCACACUGAUAUGCCUCCACCGUAUCCUCUCGCGAUGACCAAUGGCCUGGGCUGGCUACAGCUGAUGGGCCAAGUGACGGUGAUGCUGGGGGCCAUAUUUAUCGCCAUCAAAGAGAGUGUGGCCAUCUUCCUGCUAAGGCCUUGCGACCUCCAGUCUAUUCUUUCCGACGCCUGGUUCCAUUUUGCAUUCUUCAUCCAGGCAGUCCUGGUCAUCUUCUCGGUGUGCCUGUACCUGUUCUCCUACAAGGAGCACCUGGCCUGCCUCGUCUUGGCGAUGUCCUUGGGUUGGGCAAACAUGCUCUACUUCACCCGGGGUCUCCAGUCCAUGGGCAUCUACAGCGUGAUGAUUCAGCAGGUCAUCCUGCACGAUGUAAUCAAGUUCAUAGUGGUGUAUAUCGUGUUUCUCCUUGGAUUUGGCGUAGCCCUUGCGGCCUUGAUUGAAAACUGUCCAGAAAACAGCAAAUGCAGCCACUACAGCACCUUGGGAAGCAUUGAGAUCGAGCUGUUCCGGCUGACCUUAGGCCUGGGAGACAUGGACAUCCACGAGAAUGCGAAGUACCCCGUCCUGUUCCUGCUGCUCCUCAUCUCGUACGUCGUCCUGACUUUCGUCCUCCUCCUGAACAUGCUGAUCGCGCUGAUGGGCGAGACGGUGGAGGACAUCUCCAAGGAGAGCGAACACAUCUGGAGGCUUCAGAGAGCACGGACGAUUGUGGAGACAGAGAAACUUCUACCAAAGUGCCUGCGACGGAAAUUUCAGCUCGGGGAAUGGUGCAAAGUGGCUGACAAUGACACCCGGUUGUGUCUGAGGAUCAAUGAAGUCAAGUGGACAGAAUGGAAAACACACGUUGCCUUCAUCAACGAAGACCCGGGCCCAGCAGUUCACAACAACAUGCAAGAGGAGGUGUCGAGGAGUAACAGCAAAACGACCUUGAAUACGUAUGAAGAAAUCUAUGAUUUGCCGGAAACAACUGUUUAGCUACCCACAGGAGAAGAGCAGAGUGUGAAGGCCACCGGUGUCUUGACAGGAGUGUGACGGAAAAGGACGCCGGUGGCUGCAACUGUCCUCAUUCCUGUUGCACUUUUGUUUUCUUCCUAAGCUGGACUCUGGCGGAGCUUAAGCAAAGAGGAGGCCUGUCCUGGCCGCCUGAAUAGCCAAACAGAUGAGAGGAAGAGUAGCAGCAGGGGUGGGAGCAAGACAGAACAGUGGCACAGAAAGCACAGAGCAGCUGCUUCGGGGAGGAGGGGAUGGAGCGAGGGAAGCAACCAAGACCUCCCCCCCGCCCGGACAGCCCCGCUUUCCAGAGACUGGAAGAGUGGAGAUUGCAUCCACUGGGUGAUGCCUGCCUUCGGAUAUUCAGACCUUCCGCUUGGAAGCCGUAAACGUGGGUCAAACGAGAUGCUAGAGAAAAUGCAUACUGCCUUCUAAGUUAACACCUGCUCUGCAAUCGAGACUUGGGAAAUUAGCUUGUCAGAAAACGCAUUGUGGCUCCCUGCAAGACAUGGUGACAUGCAGCCCUCCUUCCUUAUCCGAGAGAUCUCUGUCCGAUUAUGGCAGACACGGUCACUUUCUGCGCUUGACCUUCUGGUUAGCCAGAAAUGGCGGGGAGGGCCUUUCCCCACACAACGGAUGACCCGCAAUUCUACCCACCUGGGAGAUCUGCUUGGAUUUGGAUUCCUGCAUCGAGCAGGGAGUCGGAUCUGAUGGCCUUCCAGGCUCCUUCCAACUUAAUGAUUCUGUGAAACACAGGCUUCUUUUUUAUAUUUAUUCAUUCGUUUUCUUCGCAUGAUGAACCCUCAACGCUGUUCUGUUUCUGGACUCUCACCAUGUCGUGCCCAUACAUGGAAACAAGGCCUUGCGAAAAGCGAACACAUUUCAGAUUUGAAGGGCAACCUCGGUAUGAAAUUUUCAGCCUUGGAAGUUCUGGAUCCCUGCUUGCCCUGGCAGGCGUACGAGAUGGAGGGGACUAGCAGGUUGAUUGAGUUGUUAGUCACUUCUCUACCUCAUCUUUCUUCUGACGAGUUCAAGGCAGUAUACGCGGCUCUCUUCUUUUGCGCUUGGUCCUCACGCCAGCUCUGCGGAGGAGAGAGAACCGCACGACUGGCCCAGGUGAAUUUCAGAGCGAAGUGGAGGAUGUAACCUGGUUUUUCAAAAUCCCAUCUGCCACUCACUGUACUCUGUAUAUACUAUUGGCUCCUGACACAGAGGUUCAGAUGAAAUGGGACCGAAAAGCUUUGGCUACCUCAUUUUCUGCUUUAACUUUAUCCAGGAAAAUAAGAGUUAUUUUGUCCGCAAGGGUAUUCAUUCAGCGGUUCCUGCAGAUUGUGCCUUGAAAUGCUCAUUGAGGCCAAGUUGAUGUCUUGGGAUGUACGUGUGUGUGUGUGUGUUAAAUCAUGGUUUAUAUGGUGCCUUUGGAUGUUUCUAUAAACAAAUGCAGACGUUGUUGCGACUGCAGGUUUUUUGAGAGCGUCUUAUAAAACGGCGUCUCUCUGGAACUGUUGCCUCUACUUUCCGUGACGAUCACUUCAGAGCCAAAGCGGGGUUUCGGACCUAUUUGGGAUGUUGUGACGAUGUUGUCAGUGUGUUAAAGAAAUAUUUAUUGUAAAUAUGAUAAAUAAAAAUUAAUAGUUUUGUAUAAACAGGUACUGCUUACAAUUUGCCUUGAUCUGCACAUCUGAAUAUAGCACCAGUGAGUAGCAAAAGAGAGUGUGCCCUUGUUGUUACAGAUACUGCUGUUAAAAAAGAUUAGCAUUUUUAAAAACUAGGAGGAUUAACAUACAUUCAUAUCGGUAAAGCUUUUUGACAGUGCAUACGGUCUUCAAAGUGCUCAGAAUACUUCUUA
Pogona vitticeps (central bearded dragon) is the source of this 4504-nucleotide messenger RNA. NCBI's taxonomy places the organism in Eukaryota, Metazoa, Chordata, Lepidosauria, Squamata, Agamidae. The record is from RefSeq and is a predicted model, not a curated record.